CAAAAUAUAUACAACUGAGCGCUGUUCAAAAGUGGAGACUCCACAAAACACACCAUAUUCGUUGUCGUCAGCCUCCGUUUCCUCGGCAGGCAGAUUCACGCUACCAUACCCUUCUUCAAUUCUUCCCUUAUUCUUAGCAAUUUUUCUCUCCUAGUUCUCUUCAAGAAUGCAUUCCAAUCACUUGCUGCUCGAAGAGCCCAUCAGGAUGGCCUCCAUCUUGGAGCCAUCCAAAGCCAGUUUCUUCCCGGCAAUGACUAAGAUCGUGGGGACACUGGGUCCCAAGUCUCGAUCCAUUGAGGUUAUUUCUGGCUGUCUCAAUGCUGGGAUGUCUGUUGCGAGAUUUGAUUUUUCAUUGGGAGAUGCGGAUUAUCACCAGGAGACUUUGGAGAAUUUGAGGACUGCUAUUAAGAGCUCUAAGAAACUAUGUGCUGUUAUGUUAGAUACAGUCGGUCCGGAGUUGCAGGUUGUUAACAAAAGUGAGAAGGCUAUUUCUCUUAAGGCAGAUGACAUUGUUACUCUGACCUCUGAUCAAGGCCAAGAAGCAUCUUCUGAAGUGUUGCCUAUCAAUUUCGCUGGGUUGUCUAAGGCUGUGAAGAAGGGAGACACCAUUUUUAUUGGCCAAUACCUCUUCACAGGAAGUGAGACUACUUCUAGUUUCUUCCCGGCAAUGACUAAGAUCGUGGGGACACUGGGUCCCAAGUCUCGAUCCAUUGAGGUUAUUUCUGGCUGUCUCAAUGCUGGGAUGUCUGUUGCGAGAUUUGAUUUUUCAUUGGGAGAUGCGGAUUAUCACCAGGAGACUUUGGAGAAUUUGAGGACUGCUAUUAAGAGCUCUAAGAAACUAUGUGCUAGCUCUGCUGGUGUAGAUAGGUCUACAUGGUAG
This is a messenger RNA of Ipomoea triloba (trilobed morning glory), 880 nucleotides long. Its product is annotated as pyruvate kinase 2, cytosolic-like. Gene Ontology annotation, molecular function: pyruvate kinase activity; magnesium ion binding; potassium ion binding. Gene Ontology annotation, cellular component: cytoplasm. The record is from RefSeq and is a predicted model, not a curated record. The transcript has 8 exons. NCBI's taxonomy places the organism in Eukaryota, Viridiplantae, Streptophyta, Magnoliopsida, Solanales, Convolvulaceae. Bases 167 to 880 code for a protein of 237 amino acids. Gene Ontology annotation, biological process: glycolytic process.